AUGGAGAACAAGAGCUUGGUGAUGGUGUUAAUGGCAAUGGCAAGCUUUGUGAUUGGUAGCCAUGGUGAAUAUGGAAUGCAUGGAUGGAAGGAUGAUAAGGUCAUGGCUGUCCAUAUUGGAGGCAAGGUCCUCUGCCAAGAUUGCACUAAAGAUUGGAACCAUUGGGCUUAUGGAGCCACCUCUCUCAAAGGUUGUAAGGUUUCAGUGACGUGCAUGGAUGAACGUAGAAGGGUGGUAUACCAUGCAAAUGAUGAAACAGAUGAUCAAGGAGAGUUUGAGUUACUUGUUAACAAGUACAUCAAUGGAAAGGAAUUAAAACAUGAAAAAGGAUGCACUGUGAGAUUGGUUUCAUCACCUCACCCUAAUUGUAACAUUGCCACAGACUUCGGCAAAGGCAAAUCAGGUGCUAAACUUUGUUCGCCUUCUCAUGUUUAUCCGGGUCUAAUCAAGUACACUAUCGGUCCUUUUUAUUUUACCUCUCCAAUGUGCGAUGAUCCUAACACUACUCCUCCAUCUCCUAAUUGA
Messenger RNA from Dioscorea cayenensis subsp. rotundata (Guinea yam), 525 nucleotides. Its product is annotated as pistil-specific extensin-like protein. NCBI's taxonomy places the organism in Eukaryota, Viridiplantae, Streptophyta, Magnoliopsida, Dioscoreales, Dioscoreaceae. The transcript has 2 exons. The coding region runs from base 1 to 525 and encodes 174 amino acids. The record is from RefSeq and is a predicted model, not a curated record.